This is a messenger RNA of Betta splendens (Siamese fighting fish), 2904 nucleotides long. RefSeq lists its product as uncharacterized. The record is from RefSeq and is a predicted model, not a curated record. NCBI's taxonomy places the organism in Eukaryota, Metazoa, Chordata, Actinopteri, Anabantiformes, Osphronemidae. The transcript has 6 exons. Bases 594 to 1430 code for a protein of 278 amino acids. Gene Ontology annotation, cellular component: external side of plasma membrane. Gene Ontology annotation, biological process: cellular response to lipopolysaccharide; T cell costimulation; positive regulation of T cell proliferation.
UGUAAAACAAGAGCGAUGCAAUUAUAUUGGGUAUCACUCUCUACCCCGCGUGGGCGUGUAAAUGUCAGUCCAACAGCCAGAAUCCUAAUUCGAGCUUGUAUUGUGCAAUUGAGGGAGGAUUUGUCCGUCCUUCUUUUAGUAUAAAACCACAGUGACACCUCCUUCCGCGGACGGGAAUCAGUUUCUACCAGACAUUCAUUUUGCGCUGAGCACUUUUUGCUCGCGCGCCGGAAGCUCGAGACGUUGGACUUUACUCCGGGUGCCGUUUCCUUCUAGAAAUGGUGAGAGCCGCCGCGGUCUGACGGCUGCUGCUGUUCUGUUCGCGGCUGGUGGUUUGUGCCGAUCUUUUGCGGAUCUUGACAUUUCGAUCGAAACCAGCCGAUUUGAGAAAUAAUGCUCAAAGAGAGUGUCACACGACUCUAGCAGCGUUUCUCGGGGAGGAAAACACGCAUCACCAGACGCUGUCCAUCCGCAGACAUGAAGACAUUUCUGGCCAUGCUUAUGGUUCUGAUUGUCUCAGACUGUACUUCACAUCCCAUUUUUGGGACCAUGGAAACACAAAAAGUUUGGCUCAGGUAGCGGAUGAGAAGGACAUGAUCCACACCAUACACAAUAAUGGGCGGCCAUUGUUCUUAGAAGGAUACAACUGCAACUGGUGUGAUGAUAAGGUGGUCAUCAAUGGCAGCAUAGAAGACAGGGUCAUACUGCCGUGCCCGUGCCCAAACAGAAAUUUGGCCGAGGUGCUCGCGUGGCAAAUGGAGGAGCCAAACAAAGAGAAAGUGUUAGUGCACCACGGGAACCAUUCAAACUACAGUGACAAAUACAAGAACAGAGCCCAACUCUUCCAGAAUGGGGACAAGUACAACUGCUCUCUUCUCCUGACCAACAUCACAGCUGAUGACCAAGGGAAAUACAGAUGCAGUUUUACACAUGAAAACAUGUACAAUGCUUUAUUUGUACAUCUAAAUGUCUCUGCAAACUUCAACCUUUGUCAGAAAACCACAAACCAAGUUAAUGACAGUUUAAAUAGGACGGAAUGUGAAGUGGAGGGACGCUACAGAGACACAGAGAUUCUGUGGUAUCUGGAUCAACAGCUUCUUACAAAUUCAACUACAACUAAAAUAAUCCACAACUAUACUUCAAAGGCUGCUGGAAGCCACACCUUCACAAGCGAAAUCAUUACUGAGCUGACUGGGAAACCAAUUUGCAAGGUCAAGGCCAAAGGCGUACCAGCAGUCAUUUCUGAGCUCUGCCCACCUGAACCUUGGGUACGCCAACCAGACAAUGAAAUGUCAUGUUACAGGGCAUACUUCAAACUCAUCCCCAUUGCGUUGGUGAUUGGCGUUUCCUUGGUUCUGCUGUAUCGAUGGAAACAUUCCCAAGGUUUGCGGAGACACAGACAAGUGAAGACUAAUCCCUUCUUGCCCUGAACACACGCUGGACUUCACUCCAUGCCCCCCUAAGUGAAAACACUUUGCAGGAGAUGGUUUAUGAAUUUGACAUCAAGCCCACAAAGAAAUUGUUUACAAACAAGUCCCAUCUUGUUUUCAUGCCACACAUGGAAUGCUAUGUUUCUGAAAAGGACACGAAUCAAAGCUGUUCAGAUUUUUUUAAUGUUUUCUUUCAGUUUGUCAGUUGUAAGCGAAGACUGUGUAUGAUAUGAUGUGUCACAAUAUAGCCAGUUAUUCAUCUUUAAUUACAGAUAAGGCACAAAAUACACAUAUCAGAUAUAGUGUUUUUCUAAUCAUCUAUCAUUGUAUAAUUGCAGAACUGAGCCAUUUAUCAGUUUAAUAUAUAUUGUUACAAGUACUAUAACCUACAUGCAGAGACAUUCACUGUUUUACAAGCUGUAACAAACGUUUUGUUAUUUUCACCGUAUAAAAGAUAUUAGUUUUUAUAGAUCGCUUUGACGCAGCCGUCCAAUAAAAUGCUUUUCUAAACAGUUCCCACACAGGUCUAAACAGCUGCUCCAAUGACACAUUUUAUUUGCUAAAGGCUCUAACCGUGUCAAAACAUUUGACAUAUGGAACAAAAGCUCAUUUUGCCUUCAAACAAUACAACUUGCAACCAAGUACAUAAACACGUCCAAUCAGUCAUAACAGUGGACAGCAAAAUACAAACCACUGAUCUCAGUGUGAAUCACUGCUUCAUUGAUCGUCAUUGGAGCCUGUUGCUAUUUGUUGCCUUUGAAGUUUGUGUUAAAUUUAACUUUUUUGCAAAUAAUUGGAUCCAGAUAAAGAAAUGCUUUGAUUCACUGAAUCCAUAACAUUCAUUUUUCAAACUGUGGCAAAAAACUGAAAUAUUGUAAAUAUUACAGAAAGUACAUAUAAACUAAACUACAGUCAAAUCUAACAUCAGUGAUAACUGUUUUGCAAAAGGGAGGAGAUCAAGUGUCAAUCUAAUGAGAACGGGUUUAAACAUAAGCUACAUGUGUCUGAUGCUCUGCUGGAAUAAUGAUAAUGAACACUUAGUGGAAACUAGUUUCUUAAAACAGGUCAAAGCGAUCAAUAAAAACUGUAAUGUACCAUAAUGUCAGAACUAUAUAUUGUACAUGGCUCACUAAAAAACAUUUGAUUAAUAUUUAUUACUUAGCUGGCACAACAACAUCUGCAAAUGAUCCCUACCUUUAUAAGCAAACAGAGACUUUUAUAAUACCUUUUUAUAUUUGUAAUGUAAAAACAUGCUUGUGAACUGGGAAAACUUUUACUGGUCUAGAUGCACAGUUCUCCGCUAGACCUGUAUUCUGGUUGUGACCAGCAGCUUUGCUCCUGCCUUUAAAAGUGUGUGCCAAGUCAGGGCGUGGCAAUGAAAUACAAUAAUGUGAAUGUCAAAACUUUCUAAGGUGAGCAAUGGAAAAAGAAAUGGAAAAGAUUUUCAAUAACUCACAUUGUGUUGCUUAUUGUU